Molecule: messenger RNA, 1936 nt
Organism: Oryza brachyantha (malo sina)
Lineage: Eukaryota; Viridiplantae; Streptophyta; Magnoliopsida; Poales; Poaceae
Product: probable protein phosphatase 2C 14
Exons: 5
Coding region: 1-1527 (508 amino acids)
Biological process (GO): protein dephosphorylation
Molecular function (GO): protein serine/threonine phosphatase activity
Source: RefSeq, a predicted model, not a curated record
AUGGUGGAGGCCGCCGCGGGGCGCCGGUCGGGGACCAACCGUCGGCGGCCUAGCGGCGGGGGCGAGCGGCGGCGGCAGCAGCUGCAGCACCAGCGCCUGGUCGCGGUGGCCGCGCGCGUCACGAUGGUGGCGCCCGCGCCCGCGCCGGCGCCCGCCGCGGGGGGUGGCGGGGGCUGCGUCGAGGACAUCCUCGGGUGCCUGCUCGGCGUGCUGCGCGCGCUCGGCGUCGCGUGGCCCGCCGCGCGGCCGCUGAGGCUGCCGUCGCAGCCGCCUCGGGGCCCCGCGCCUGGGGCGGACGGGCGCCGCGUCGCCGCGGAGCUGAGGGGGGUCCCCGGCCGGAUCGCGGGCAAUGGGGCCUGCGCCGUCGCGUCGCUUUACACGCUGCAGGGCAAGAAGGGCGUCAACCAGGACGCCAUGAUCGUCUGGGAGAACUUCUGUUCAAGAGAGGAUACCAUUUUUUGUGGUGUUUUUGAUGGGCAUGGACCAAAUGGCCAUUUGGUUGCUAGGAGGGUGAGAGAUCUUCUGCCCAUAAAGCUUGGUGCCGAUUUGGGGACAGAUGAGGGACGGCAGACAUCUAGUAGCAACAUCAAAAGCAAUGGAGAGGAAAUAGGAUCUCCUGAAAACAUGGAAAGAGAUGCCCAACAGAAUGGGGAGUACCCAGCAAUCUUCACAGCAUUUAGAACUUCAUUCUUGAGGGCAUUCCAUGUCAUGGAUAGAGAUCUGAAGUUACAUAAAAAUAUAGAUUGUUUUUUCAGUGGAACUACAGCAGUGGCAGUGCUCAAGCAGGGCCAGAAUCUUAUAAUUGGAAACCUGGGGGACUCGAGAGCUAUCUUAGGCACUAGAGAUAAAGAUAAUCAGCUAAUGGCUGUCCAAUUGACAGUUGAUCUCAAACCUAACAUUCCAAGUGAAGCACAACGAAUCAGGCAACGCAGGGGCAGAAUAUUUGCACUUCCCGAGGAGCCAGAGGUUGCUCGUGUUUGGCUUCCAAAGUACAACUCCCCUGGAUUGGCCAUGGCUAGGGCAUUUGGAGACUUCUGUCUAAAGGAUUAUGGUCUAAUCUCUAUGCCUGAAGUCACCUAUCACCGCAUCAGUGAAAGGGAUGAAUUUGUUGUGUUGGCAACUGAUGGGGUUUGGGAUGUGCUGUCAAACACUGAAGUUGUUAGUAUUGUCAACAGAGCUACUUCUCGGGCCUCUGCAGCACGGUUACUAGUUGAAUCAGCUCAUCGUGCCUGGCGUGCACGUUUCCCCACUUCUAAAAUUGACGAUUGUGCUGUGGUCUGCCUAUUCCUGGAUACAAAUGAAUUAAGUGAAACAUCUAGUUCCAUGUACCGUGCUAUGGCAAAUGCUGUAGAAGUUAGCAGUGGGCAGCACUCCAAUACUGUCCAACUGAGCACUGGAGUAUCUUCAGAUGCUACUGGGCUCGUAACAGAUAGUGAUGAUCUGGUUGCUGUUGAGGCAGUUCCAAAGCUGGUUACUCUCACAGAUUUGCCGAACAGUGCUUCAGGUGCAAAGCAAAGCAUCACCUAGUGAGCUUGCCUGUUCCCCGGGAUCAAAGCAUUUGUUGGAUAUUCCUGCACAGCUGUAAUGGUGUGGGUUGCGCGGUCAGCAUUCUCUUGCCGAGACUGAUGCCUGUUUUUUAAGAGCACAUCGGAAGUGGCAGCUUGCUAUUUUUCUCCAUGCAAGUGUGGGUAGGACCUGCAGUUUUUCGCCUUUUGUAAAGUACCAAAGUCAGUUUUAGUGUCAUUUAUUGUAUUGCUUUUGCUAUAAUUUUGUUCUUGCUAUCAUCAUAGUAAAUUCCUAUAGGCAGAAGAAGCCUUUUGAGUUCUCACCAUUUUAUUCUGUAAUAUUCAUUCGAUUCCUACCUUGUCUGGGGAUCUAUGGUAGUCAUGUGAAUAUGUGAUCCAGUGAAUGUCUGAUGAGAUAUGCUUCCUUCCGA